This is a messenger RNA of Alnus glutinosa, 1011 nucleotides long. RefSeq names its product NAC domain-containing protein 101-like. Gene Ontology annotation, molecular function: DNA binding. Gene Ontology annotation, biological process: regulation of DNA-templated transcription. The transcript has 2 exons. The record is from RefSeq and is a predicted model, not a curated record. The coding region runs from base 1 to 1011 and encodes 336 amino acids. NCBI's taxonomy places the organism in Eukaryota, Viridiplantae, Streptophyta, Magnoliopsida, Fagales, Betulaceae.
AUGGGCAUAAAGCUCAAACCCCCAGAAAUAGAAACACUCCUUCAUAAUCUUUACAACAAGGCAACCGGAGAAUCAGACAAUGGCAUCCCUGAAUGCAACUUAUACGGUGAAAAAGAGCCUUGGGAGAUAUGGGAGGCAUGCAACAAUGGCACCGGCAGCGGUGCCAACCAAAAAGAACUUUAUGUCUUCACAAAGGUGAAGAAGAAGACUCUCAACGGCUCACGUCUGGACCGGACGGUCGGAACAGGUGCGUGGAAAGGGGAGGACACCGGCAUCAAGAUAUACGGCAACGAGAGCGAUGAGGGGACUACGACGAGGCUUGUUGGAAUGAGAAAAAGGUUUCGGUAUGAGAGUAGGACGGUGCAUGAAGGGCGGUGGAUCAUGUACGAGUAUAGCCUUGAUGCCUCCACGCUCAUCCAUGCAAAAUUUCAAAAUUAUGUGCUUUGUCGAAUUAAAAAGAUGGAUGGAAUAUCAGAAAAGAAGAGGAAACUUGGACAAGAAGAAAACCAAGAGAUCAUAAAAGUGAACGAUGAUGAAAGUAGGGAUUCUGAACCUCAGCUGCAUAUUUGCAACAAAUCAAAGACGACGACAAAGCUCCAAAGGGAAGAAAACAACAACAAUGGCGGCAUACCAGCAACAGUACUGACGACGACAACAACAACAACAAAUCCUGAUGAUAAUACUAGGUUGCCAAUUAAUGGAGAUCAUUAUAUAAUUAUUGACUUGUCUGACUCUGAUGACGACAAACCCAAUAUUAUCGGAACUACGCCGGUGGAGAAACAACUCGAUUCACCGGAACCUCCCACUGGAGAAUUUCCUACAAUUCCAGGAAUAUUGGACCCAAAUUGUGCUGUUGACGAUGACCACACUGACUGGGCAAAAGCAUUCGCUAAGGAGUUAACGGGAGGUCAAGCACCCGUUAUGGAGGAGACAAAGAUUGAUGAUCAGAUGAUUCAGAUGUUGCCCAAUGAUGCCUAUUAUCUUGAGAAUUGCAAAUUAUUAUAUAAAUGA